UGACUGGGGUCUAGUAUAAUGAGGAUGGUUGGGAAUAAAUACUCCUGCAAACGUGUAUUUUUUUGACUUGGUUGGAGUGCGCUAGUGUGUGUGAUAGUUUGUGUGAAUGUGAGUGUGUCAGGGGGUGUGUGAUUUUUUUUUUUUAAUUUUGGGCAACAUUAGUAGCUUUUUAGUUUGAACUUCAUCCAGUCCGAUUGUUGAUCUCGCACAUAGAAGGACCUAUUUUUAGGCACUGGAUUCACUUUAUUAAAAGAGAAGGAAAGGAACUCAUCUUCUUUUUGGAGAAAAAGAAUACGUUACGUGUAGCACUUUUGAGAACCCAAUCGUUAAUAAUGGUAGCAACCGGAACUGUGAAAAACAAAAACUCGACUAUUGCAGAAGACUUAGUUGGUCGGUAUUACACCAAGGAGAUCAUUGACAGCGACACCGACUAUUGGGAUCAUAUGGUGAAACAGCCCAAUCUGUGUGAGGAAGUUUUAGAAGACUUGGCUUGUCAGCAGUUGGCCAAAAUAUUGGAAGGAUGCCUGUCUAGAGCAAAGCACACAAAACUGCACUGUUCAGAGGUUUUGGUCCCAGAAAAACUUACCAGAAGAAUUGCACGCGAUGUGCUGCGCCUUGCCUCCACUGAGCCUUGUGGUAUAAGGGGAUGUAUCCUGUAUAUAAACUUGGAAAUCGAGAAUAUGUGCAAAAAGCUUGAUAAAAUUGUUUAUGAUUGUAGUGUAGUUCCUACUUUUGAGUUAACGCUCGUUUUCAAACAGGAUGAGGAUGCUUGGCCCAGUCUCAGGGAUUUCUUCUUCAUUCGAACAUGUUUCGCACCUACUUUCAGGCAUGCACUCCGAUUAAGUCCAGGUUUUCGACUUGUUAAAAAGAAGUUGUACUCUUCUCUGGCUUCAACUAUUAUUGAAGAGUGCUGAGGCAUUUUUGUACCUCGGAAAUGUUGAACGGCAGCUUUAAUAAGUAGUUAAUGUAACACUCAGUAUUUUUAGUUGCAAGUUGUACCUUGUAGUGAUGGAAUGUUUCAUGUUCAAGUGCUGUUUUACUUUCAAGUUAAAUUCCGUUUUAAUGUGGUGGCAUCCCAACUUAAGCCUCCAUCCUUGACAGCUGUCAUUUGUAAGUCUUGUUAGCCAUAUUGAAUUAUUUUGUUAAUGUGCAAUGCUGGGUUUGGGUUUGGGGCACAUCAUGGAAGUGAUAUGUAAACUUACUGUUUGUGGUAAGUCUGCGGUAGCUUUACCACGUAGUUGUGGUGCUGCUGCAGUUUAUGCCAAAGUAGUAAUACUGUUAAUCUUACCCAAGAGCAAAACUUUUUUGUAUAAAAACGUAAAAGGCUUUUGUAACACAGCACUUUGAUUUACUGCUGGUGUCAUCGUGUUUGAUGCAACCGUACUGUUUAUAUGGCUGUGCUGUGAUUAUUUGGAAGGAUGCCGUUUCAGAUCGUACCAUGCUGCUAUGCUACAAGACGUACUUGUUUGUGUUUUAAUUGAUGGUGCACGUAGACUUCUAAUUAAAUGGAAAAAAAAGUUUGAUAAGCUAUAUUGUGGGGAUAAAGUUGUAUUGUAUUGGUGUUUUUACCCUAAAUGGCAAAGGUGUGCGUAGGGCCUUAUGAGAGCCCUGGUUGUAUAGGGUGGCUAUCUAGUGUUGCCCCAGCCCCUCCCCCAACACUGUAACCACAGACAACACUGUAAUCACAGAAUGUCUAACCAUGAUCACGUAAGCUUGAGCAGUAUUGGUCUGUCCCUCUGUGUGUAUUGUAUGUGUGUGCCCAGGGUCUGGGGGGGGGGUCUAUCUUCAUUUUUGGACACCAUGUACAGUUUGUGUUAAUGGCUGGGAAUGCAUUUGUCAACUCUUUGCACUAGAAUAGGAUGAGCAGUCCACUUUAUUUGGUACCAUGUAUUUCGGGGGAUGGUAUCAUAAUAACCACAAAUCUGUUCUGAGUUGUGAUAAAUGCUAGCAUGAAAUUUGGUGUAAAUAGUCUGACUCUCUCAAACUAGUGGUAGUUCUAACUACACAUGGGUGAUCAUUGUUUAGGUAGGAAGAACACUAAAUUCCAGAGACCCCCUCCCCCUCCAAUUUAAUUUAGUCCACAUGCUUUAACUGGUGUUUGGGUCUUCUACCAUUCUACCAUCCGCACUUUUCAGUAUUUUGUCUAGCGAAGCAUAUUGCACUAACUGUUUUUUUUUUUUCCCAGUCAAGCCAAGUUUCAAUUUUUGUACAUGAGGAAUUUGUGACUUUGUGCUACAGUACUUUCAUUUUCAAUACUGGGUACUGAAGCAGUGAAUUUUUACUGCUAACUUUGUUUUCUGUUAAAGAAAUCCAACUACAACUUGUCUAUUCUGACAAUAAAUAUAGUUUUUUAAUAUAA
This is a messenger RNA of Protopterus annectens (West African lungfish), 2359 nucleotides long. Its product is annotated as DNA damage-inducible transcript 4-like protein. Gene Ontology annotation, biological process: negative regulation of signal transduction. Lineage: Eukaryota; Metazoa; Chordata; Ceratodontiformes; Protopteridae. Gene Ontology annotation, cellular component: cytoplasm. The transcript is spliced from 3 exons. Bases 333 to 914 code for a protein of 193 amino acids. The record is from RefSeq and is a predicted model, not a curated record.